Messenger RNA from Fonticula alba, 2061 nucleotides. Its product is annotated as gamma-glutamyltransferase. The coding region runs from base 1 to 2061 and encodes 686 amino acids. The record is from RefSeq and is a predicted model, not a curated record. Gene Ontology annotation, molecular function: glutathione gamma-glutamate hydrolase. NCBI's taxonomy places the organism in Eukaryota, Rotosphaerida, Fonticulaceae. The transcript is spliced from 6 exons. Gene Ontology annotation, cellular component: plasma membrane. Gene Ontology annotation, biological process: glutathione catabolic process.
AUGCCCCCCGUCAGCUCGAACCCCGACAAGGCCCCGCUGCUGCCGACCCAUAACAAUGACUCGGCCACCUCGAUGUCGCCGGGGCUGAACGACUCCAAUGUCUACCCCCACAGCUAUGCGGCCUACUCCACCGACAGCCAUGCGGCCGUCUCGCCGGAGGAGCCGGCCUCCCCCUCGGCCACGGCCGCCUCGGCCCCGGGCAACCCAUACAAGAAGUACAUGCUGCUGGUGUCCUUCGGCCUGGUGGUUCUGGUGGGUGUCUCCUUUAUCGGCUAUGCGUUCCUGCCCCGGUCCGGCUACCCGGACAGCUCGCUCAGCGUGUCCGAGGCAGCCGUCGCCACCGAGCACCCAACCUGCUCGCAUACCGCCCGCCGCGUGCUGGAGGAAGGCGGCUCCGUCGUGGAUGCCGCCAUUGCGGCCUCUUUCUGCAUCGGUGUGGUGCACAACUUUGCCUCCGGCAUUGGUGGCGGCGGGUUCAUGCUCGUCCACGAUGUGGAGCACUCGUCCAUCGGGCCCGACGACACCCCCCUGCCCUAUUCCUCGCAUCUGUAUGACUUCCGUGAGAUGGCCCCGGCCCUGGCCCAUCGGGACAUGUACGUCGGCGACAUGGACAAGGCCAAGUAUGGCGGCCUGGCGGUGGCUGUUCCUGGCGAGGUGCGCGGCAUGCACCUGGCCUGGACCAAGCACGGCCGCCUCCCCUGGGCUCGACUGGUGUACCCCUCUUUCGAGCUUGCCUUCCAUGGAUUCGAGGUGAACGACCUCCUGGCUCGGCGCCUGCUGCAGGUGGAGCAGCUUGUUCUGACCGACCCCCUGUGGGCGGAGAGCUAUCUGGUUGACGGGCGCCUGGCUCGGACUGGUGACACCAUCCGCCGCCGGCUGCUGGCCGACACCCUGAACGCCAUCCUCGUCGAUCCGGAGGCCUUCUACACCGGCCCCAUUGCCGAGUCCACGAUCGAGGCCAUUCGCUCCACCGGUGGCAUUCUCACCUCCGAGGACCUGGUUGGCUAUGCCCCGCUCAUUCGCAUGCCCAUCUCCCUGGACAUCAACAAGAAGCGCUUCAUCACCUCGGGCUCGCCGACCUCCGGCCCUGCCCUGCUGCACAUGCUCAACAUCCUCGCCGGCUACACCCAGUUCCCGGCUCACAAGACCUACGAUCCUGUUCUGGAGCAUCGGCUCGUGGAGGCCAUGAAGUUCGGCUUUGCCGAGCGCACCUACCUCGGCGACCCGAGCUACCUGAAUAAGCACGACGGGUCGGAUCCCCGCCUGCCCCCCUACGACCCGGAGCUGGACCAGGACCUGGUCACGGCCCGGCUGAUUGACCCGGCCUAUGCCAAGGAAACUCGCGAGAAGAUCGACGAUGGCAAGACCUUCCCCCCGGAUUACUAUGGCGGGAACUACGGCGUGUCCGAGGCCCCUGGCACCACGCACAUUACCGUGGUCGAUCGCAGCGGCAAUGCGGCCUCCAUCACCAGCACGGUCAACAUUGCCUGGGGCUCGCGGAUCAUCACCCCCAGUGGCAUCCUGCUCAACAACCAGAUGGACGAUUUCAGCACGCCGAACACCACGAACCACUACGGCCUUCGUGACUCGCCGGCCAACUACAUUGCCCCUGGCAAGCGCCCCCUGUCUAGCUCCGUGCCGUUGGUGGUGCUGGACCGCCUGGAGGACAACCGCUUCGAAACUCGCUUUGUUUUGGGGGGCUCUGGCGGCUCGCGCAUUCUCUCCGGAGCGUUGAACGUUGUCCUCAAUCACAUCGUUCGCGGCCUCAAUCUCAUGGACGCCAUCAUGAUGCCGCGUCUGCAUCACCAGCUCUACCCCAAUGAGGUGGAAGCCGAGUACAACUACCCCAAGUCCAUCAUGAGCCACAUGCACAAGUACAUGGGCCAUGAGUACUGGUACCGGGCCAAGAAUGACACUGUGUCCGUCAUUCAGGCCAUCUCGCGCGUGGUGACCACGCCCCCGGCGACUGGCGCCGCUGGCGCGCGCGAGACCACCACCCCAUCGGUCACUCUGACUGCCGUGUCUGACCCUCGCAAGGAGGGCCUCCCCGACGGAUACUAA